AGCGCGCGCCCCUCAGAUCAUCGAUCACAUGGUUCGCUCGUCACCGAGCACCGUGUGUGUUCGUCAGGAGGAGGAUGACAGGCAGGAGGGACCAGUGAGCUCCGCGGAUCUGCUUCUACUGCUGCUGCUGCUGCUGCGAUGAAGAGGAGGAUGACGCUGUCCUGUUGUGGAUCAUCUCCGAGACUGGGCCGCUGAAGACCCCCGCUCCCAGACCAGCCCUCCUCUUCCUCCUCCUCCCUGGUCCCUGCUCCUCUGAUCGGAUCUUUGGAAACCGGCAGUAAACAGCUUCACAGCUCUCCACUGUGACGACUCGGCGCAGCAGGUCCACACUCCUACAGUUUGUUAUCCUGACAUGAUGGGGGACUCCCUCUGCAUCUCCCUACGCGUCGCCGAGGCAGUGCUCAGAACAAGGAGCUUGAUCACGGUCUUGCCUUUUGCUUUGCUGCUACCAACAGUAAGAGUCAGUGCACAGUUCAUGGGAAGCCCCCUGGACUGCCACAAGACCUGUGUGUGCGCCAGCAACAUCGUUAGCUGCUCCAAGAGCAACCUGACCUACGUCCCCAUCGCUCUUCCAGAAUACACAGCCGUCCUGGACGUCAGCUUCAACUCCAUCACCAAGCUCCGUGCCGAGUGGACCUCCGUCAAACUCAGCAGGCUGCACACUCUGCUGCUCAACAACAACGGCAUCAUUUUUCUGUCCUCCGAGGCGUUUGUGUCCGUGACAAAGGUUCAGUACCUGGACCUUUCGUCCAAUCGCCUCCGCCUGCUGGAUGAGGUCAUUUUCGAGCCGCUGGUCAACCUGGAGGUGCUGCUGCUUUACAACAACUGCAUCUCUCAGAUCGAUCGCUCCGCUUUCUCGAGCCUCAUCAUGCUGAAGAAGCUCUACCUGAGCCACAACCUGAUCUCACGCUUCCCCCUGGAGCUGGUGAAGGAGCGGAGCCGGCUGGAAACUCUCAGACUGCUGGAUGUUUCCUCCAACCGCAUCAAAGUCCUGCCCUUGCACGAGCUUCAGGCCCUGCCAGCCUGGAUCAAGAAUGGCCUGUACUUCCACAACAACUCUUUGCCCUGCAGCUGUGAGCUGUAUGAAGUGGUGGCACGCUGGUGCCUCAAGGAGCUCAGCUCCGCUAUUGACUUCAGGAGCAGCCACACUUGUGUGUUACCAGGGCAGCAGAAAGAGAGAAUGGCCAUACUGGAUCUGAACAAGGUCCAUUUGAACUGCAGUGAGGCCAAACUUUUGGACGAAGAAGCUUAUCUGGACCAGUUCCUCGUGCUGGACUGUGAUACCAGGAAGAAGGACAUGACUAAGAGAUGGGCACUGCCUGGAAACAUCCCACUGUCUCUUAAAGCAAACACUACUGCUGUGAAGCGUCCUGACGGCAACCUCCAGAUCGGGCCCCUGAGUGCAGAGGACUCCGGGGUCUACACCUGCUAUGCCACAAGUGACUCGGUCAACGAGACGCUGUAUGUGACUGUAGUUGUGUUUAACUCCACCAUGACUGGUGGCAUGGAGAACAUGAAGACGGCCUACACCACCCUCGUAGCAUGUCUGGUCAGUGCUGUUAUGGUUCUAAUCUACCUCUACCUCACACCCUGUCGCUGCGCUUGUUGUCCGGGUCAGGGCCUGGAGAAGAACGACCCCUGUGACAGCCUCCAUUCUUCAACUGUCAGCGUCUCUCAAGCACACAAUGAGACGGGGCAAGAGCGAGUUGAAGGUGGCUUUAGCUACAGACAUGUGGGCUUCCCAGAUAUCAAGGACCAGCUGGAGCAGAAUGGGAGGUUGAAUCCAAUAGGUGAGGAGGACGAGGAUUGGCACGGGGAGAGCAAGGAGAGAAGGAGGUCCGACGCAGAGUCGGUCAGCUCCGUGUGCUCCGAUACCCCCAUGGUGCUGUGAGGGCUUCAUCCACACGGCUGUGCAGGACUCAAACAUUGGCAUCUUCCAAACAAAGCCAAAGCUCUGUCUCUCAUGGUCAGCGGCAGUGUUUCAGUAGCAUGUAUCAUUGAUUAGGAAAAAAGGAAAGAUUAUCGGUGCGGUGAAAAAAAAUAAUACCCCAAAGCACUCUGUUAAUGCUUAAAGAUAUUUAGCGAAAAUUUAAUUUGACAUCGCAAGAGUGGUAUUUGUGAAGACACAAAACAUGAAGCAUCUUCUUUCAUUGCAAAUGAGCUUUCGAAAAUUGCAACUAUUGCUUUUACUGGCUGAACCUGCAAGGAAUCGCUAUGCAAGUUGUAAUGGAGGAGUUUGAAUAUAGUUUUCACUUAAGUCCUUGAUUGAGAAAAAAAAAGUAGCCAUCAACCCCAGUUACUCACAGCAUGAAAAUAUGCUCGAUGUUAUUAUUAGAUAAAAGUUACACAGCUUUUGUUAUGCACUGCGAAUCUUGGCACGACAAAUACUAGGAGUUUUAAAGUGGUCUGACAGAAGCUGCUGCGUGAUAUAGAAACGAUUAUAAAUAUAAAUGUGAUUAUUUAUUCUUCAUUUUACAUUCCUGUUUGGUUUGGUCAGCACUUACAGGACGUGAUACUGUUAAUUACUCUUAUGCAAUUUUACCAUUUUAAAUUGUUUUAGAUUUAGUGCUCCAGUUGAAGGGUUUUUGAAUCCUUAAACCUUGUAUGCAAGUCUGUUUUAAAAACCAGCAGAUUAUAUGUAUUGUUGUGGCAGUUAUUCCCAUUGAUCAUUGACCUCAUACACACUGUAGGUAUUAGUCAAACUGAUAUCUAUUCGUUUACAUCAAUAUAAACACAACUACUAGCUAUUUACAGACAAAUUGACAUGAAAAAUUAAGUUAAGCCAUCUAUGUCACUAAUAUUAUAAUGCUACAUUCCAGAUUCACUGUAAAAAUAUUGAACAAAGGAACAUAUUUGAAUAUUGAUGAGCUCUAUUGUGCAGAACUAGGUAUAAAGAGGCAGUUUCUUUGUAAACUGACAUGACAGUGGAUUCAGAGAGUCUGCAGAGACAGUUUAGAGUUAAAAAUAAAUAUAACCCUCGUAAUAAACUGAAGCUCAUUUAAAUCACAUUCCACAAGUCAUCCAAGAUGUUCUCUGUUAAUGGAGCGACUGACGACAGAUUUCAGCCUUGCUUCUCCGGUAGAGAGGUUCCCAGUCGGUUCUACUUCUGAUCUCGUAACACAAUCCAGCAACCAGUAAUCACAGGACAGACGAGUUGUAAUUAACCUAAUCAGAGUGAUUUUCCCUUCUCAGAUUGCCUGACCCGAGUCAUUUUUAGAACCCUGAAGAGGCACAACCAGUCAAUGUUUCCCAAGAAAGAGCCAAUGAUAAGAUAAGAGUCUGAAGAAUAAGAAUCAUUUUAUAGAUAAUAAUGUUUUGUCUUAUAUUUCACUACACUAAUCUAAUACAGGGACUAUUACACUUAUCUCCAGAUCCCUCUUAGAGGUCUGGACAACCAGGUCGAGAACCACUGAUCAAGAUUGAACAUUUUAAAUUUUUAGGGUUCAAAUGUUCAAAAACAUUAUAAUGACAAUUUUUGGUUUGGGCUGGAAUUUCAAAUAUAAUAUCUACUGUUAUAUUGCAGUUAGGAUAAUAUGUUAUGGUGAGAGCGACAUUCAGACCAGCAACAUAAACAUACACCCUUCCAUAUUGGAUAGUUAAUAGCAGCCAGGCAGGAGGAGUGGCCCAGGGGAGAGAACUGAGAGCGAGUACCAUCUACUGAAUGCUUCUGGGCGUUAGUGCCUCACCCAGAGCAAAUCAGGAAAUGCCAGCCCGCCAGCCAGAAGUCUCAUAAACACAGUCAGGAAUAGCAGCUUGUAGCCGGGCCAGCACACAGGCAGCCGGACACAGCUGAAAUGUAAAUAUAGAAGUUGCACUUUUCAAACACAUCUACAUUUUAGUUCAUUUGAAAAUGCCUUUAAAUUCUUGACUUUAGAGGUGUUAAUAAUGGUGUCGUUACGAAUGCUGCUUCCAUUUGGUAUGAACACAUGUAAAUCAGGAAAAAAAAAUGCGUCACAAAACUAAAUGGAUUCAACUUAACGCAGAAUGAAACUCCCCUAGAUAUUGGAUGUAGCAAUGGACAGUGCUUUUAUUUUGAAGGAACAAUACUUUCAUCCUCUCAGUUCUGUAGGUGCUUUUUCAAAAAUAAUUUGGGUGAUUCUACACCUUCAUUCAACGUCUAUGGAACUGACUGUAAAAUAAUGUAGCUUGACAUGCUGAGAAACCUUAUAUCUCUCAUAGGGACACAUCUACUCUAUGCUAAUGUACAUACUUCUCUUAAAACCAAAGAUUUAUUUGCAAACAUACAUUAAUAACCUAUAUGUUCAGUGUUUACAGUCAGUACAGUUAUACUGUCUUUACCAUGUUGAGCUCACCUACUGUAUAUUUCUGUGUUGAGACACAAACUUAUAUUUUAAUAUAUGCAAUCCUGUAUACAGACUGCUGUUAAAUUAUUGCUGUAUUGUACGUUGUCUGUUAAUGUAUUGAUCCUGUAUUUCAUAAACUUCAUGUCAACAAGAA
Messenger RNA from Pleuronectes platessa (European plaice), 4458 nucleotides. Its product is annotated as amphoterin-induced protein 1. Bases 353 to 1891 code for a protein of 512 amino acids. Gene Ontology annotation, biological process: brain development. Gene Ontology annotation, molecular function: protein binding. The record is from RefSeq and is a predicted model, not a curated record. Lineage: Eukaryota; Metazoa; Chordata; Actinopteri; Pleuronectiformes; Pleuronectidae. The transcript is spliced from 2 exons.